CCAUAUAAUUAACCCCUAAUUUCCUCCCCCUUCCAAAUUUACUUAUCAACCUCCCUUUUCAAACAAUACAUGUAUAUAUAUAUAUAUCUCCCUCUCGCUCUCGACUCUGCUUCCCCCCUCCCCCUCCUCCACCCGCACAGCCUGCAUACGGACGCCGCCAGCAGCAGCAGCAGCAGCAGCAGCAGCAGCAGCGAUCAAGCGUGCGCGCGCACGAUGGCCAUGGAACUUCCUCUCUUCCUCGGCGACGGCCCCGACGGCGCCCUCUUCUCCUCCCUCUGGUCCUCCUUCCCCGACGAUCUGCAGCAGCCCCCGCAAGAGAGCGUGGCGGAGCUGAAGCAGACGCUGCUGGCGACGACGCUGGAGCUUGAGGCGGCGAGGGAGGAGCUGAAGCGCAAGGAGCAGAGCAUCGCCAAGCUGGCCGACCUGGUCCGCGAGGUGGCCAAGGAGCGUGACGACGCGCGGGACCAGCUGCAGAGCCUCCGCCUUCUGGCCGCCCAGGCGGCGGCAGCGGCGGCGGCCGCGGCGCCGGCACCCGCGCCGCCGCUCGUCACGUCCAGCGUCACUGACUCCGACUGCAGCCUCGUCUCGUCCCCCGUCGACCCCUUCUUUGAUCCCGUCACCUCCGCCGACAGGCGCUGCAAGCUCAGCCCCGCCACGCCUCCCGCGCCGGCGACGGCGGCGGCGGCGGCCGCAUCCAAGCAGCAGUGCCAGCCUGGGGGUGGAGUCGGGUCGGCGGCCGAUGCCGUGCUCGACAUGCUCGCCAGCAAGAGGCCCCUGCCACACAAGGGACGCCUUCUGGCCGCCGUCAUGGAGGCGGGUCCCCUGCUGCAGAACCUGCUCGUCGCCGGGCAGCUCCCGCGGUGGCGCAACCCGCCCACAGUGCGCGCCCCGGACACACUCCCUCUCGGCGCCGCCCGCGCCGGGUACGUCGCGGCGCCCGUGGCCGCCGCCGGCGCUGACGCCGUCACGCUGGCCUCCAGCGCCUGCAUGAAGCGGCCGAUGUCCAUGCUCCCGCUGACGCCCAUGCUGCCCGCCGCUAGCUGCUCGCCGGGGUUCAUCGCCAAGCGACAGAGGCUGCAGCACUGACAGCAGCAUCUGGUCGACGGCCGACGGGUGGGUCCACACGCCAGUGACGGCGGGAUCCACCGUCUUCUAUUGAUGAUGAUGAGUGAAAAUGUUUCCACAAAGCCAUGGUGGUUCAGUUGCUAACUGCAUAGUAGUGUUAUUGAGUCAUAGAAGUAACUAAGUAUAGUCAGAUGCUGAAUUAUGAUAAUGUGAUCCAUGUGAAUAGCAGGGUUUUAUCACACUUGCUCGGUUUUUGUUUUUUCCUGUUCUUUUCCAUUUUUCAUUUUUGGGCAUGUCAGUGUCGUCUUAAGGCUGUUCAUAGCUUGACAUGGGAGCAUGAUUAGAGCCAACAUUUCUUGCUUUGAGGUGAGGGUAUUGGUUCAACUUGUUUCAUGCCCAUAGCCGAUGGCUUGGCUUGGAGUCAGCAAAUUUAUCUAUCAUAUAUCUAUAUAUCCUUCAGUGGAGAGCUUGUUCUUGAAA
Molecule: messenger RNA, 1545 nt
Organism: Sorghum bicolor (sorghum)
Lineage: Eukaryota; Viridiplantae; Streptophyta; Magnoliopsida; Poales; Poaceae
Exons: 2
Coding region: 70-1086 (338 amino acids)
Source: RefSeq, a predicted model, not a curated record